Schistocerca piceifrons (Central American locust) is the source of this 801-nucleotide messenger RNA. Its product is annotated as glutenin, high molecular weight subunit DY10-like. The record is from RefSeq and is a predicted model, not a curated record. The transcript is spliced from 3 exons. NCBI's taxonomy places the organism in Eukaryota, Metazoa, Arthropoda, Insecta, Orthoptera, Acrididae. The coding region runs from base 1 to 801 and encodes 266 amino acids.
AUGACUGUUAGGCAGCAGCCAGUGACGCAGCGAAAACACAAACCGCCCAGCCUGUGUCAGACCGUCCGACAGUUUUUUGAGGGCAACACCACCGCCCGUUACAGCCAUCCUGCAGUGGUCCAGCCAGCUGUCAGCAGCCAGCAGUCAGCAGAGGUCCCAGCCAGCAGCGGUUCCUGCCAGCACCCAGCAACGGUUCCUGGCAGCAGUCAGCAGCAGUUCCUGCCAGCAGCCAGCAUCCAGCGGCGGUCCCAGCCAGUGUCCAGCGGCGGUCCCACCCAGCGUCGAGCGGCGGUCCCAGCCAGCGUCCAGCAGCCAGCCAGCGUCCAGCAGCCAGCCAGCGUCCAGCAGCCAGCCAGCGUCCAGCAGCCAGCCAGCGUCCAGCAGCCAGCCAGCGUCAAGCAGCCAGCCAGCGUCCAGCAGCCAGCCAGCAACCAGCAGCCAGCCAGCGUCCAGCAGCCAGCCAGCGUCCAGCAGCCAGCCAGUGCCCAGCAGCCAGCAGCGGUCCCAGCCAGCAGCGAUCCCAGCCAGCAGCAGCAGCAGCGUCCCCACCGGCCGACCAGCCAGGUCGCCUCCCCCGCCAGCAGCAGCAGAGUGGGACUUCAACCCCAUCGGGAGACGCAGCAGGAAGACAGGAAGCUGCUCCGUCACACAAGUGUCAACAAUGUCGUCACGCGGCGUUCUGGAGUGGGCGCAAGCAGGCGGGCUGCAGCGGCGGGCCACGCCGUUCCUCAGCGUGCGCUGCAGUCGCCGACGCAGCGGCAGCUCGCCACUGGCCUAAUUAUAGCAGCCGUCUGUCACUGA